Messenger RNA from Triticum dicoccoides, 635 nucleotides. RefSeq lists its product as uncharacterized. The transcript is spliced from 2 exons. Lineage: Eukaryota; Viridiplantae; Streptophyta; Magnoliopsida; Poales; Poaceae. Bases 72 to 575 code for a protein of 167 amino acids. The record is from RefSeq and is a predicted model, not a curated record.
UGGGGGCUGCCCCAUCCUGGACUGGCUGCACGGGCGCAUGCGCCAAGGAGGUGCUGGAUCUCCGGGCAGAGAUGCUGUGGAGCAACCAUCAAAUCUGGAUGCGCAUCGACAACCUGGCUCAAGAAAACGUGGCACUGCGCUCCCUGAUAGUGAAGAACGAGGUCAACGCCAAGACAAGGCUGAUGGACCUGACUUACAAGCUGAUCUACUCCGGUGUGGCGGCCAGCAUUGGGACCGUCGUAUACUACUUAACACCCGCGUUGGAGUACCUGUGGUAUGAGAUGUUGCAUAAGCUUGCUGAGCGUGAGAGGGAGCAGGAGGAGGAGGCAGCACGCGCUGAGGCUGAGACAAACAAGCCACCGAAGGAGGAGGAGGGCAGCGGGACUAACAAGCCACCCAAGGAGGAGGAGGGCAGCGGGACUGACAAGCCACCCAAUGAGGAGGAGGUCGGAGGGCCUAAGCAGUCACUGAAGGUGGAGGAUGAUGGAGGGGUGAAUGCCAAAUCACCCAAGGAGGAGGAGAAGCACGGCAAGGCAGCCGAGCCACCAAAGAAAUGGGGCUUCUUUGGCUUGUGAUGUGAUCUACACUUUUGAUGAGUAGACAUUUGAACAAUUUGUAGUAGUUAAGUGCAACCA